This is a messenger RNA of Micropterus dolomieu (smallmouth bass), 3243 nucleotides long. RefSeq names its product endoglin, like (gene engl). The transcript has 17 exons. Lineage: Eukaryota; Metazoa; Chordata; Actinopteri; Centrarchiformes; Centrarchidae. Bases 121 to 2745 code for a protein of 874 amino acids. The record is from RefSeq and is a predicted model, not a curated record.
GCGCAGUGAAGCCCGAAGCAACAGCUGGAUCAGCAGUCCGCCUGUCCCUCCGAGCAGCGCCGCAGUUCACUGGGAUGUUACCAUAGGACUCAUCACAUUCAGUCUAGUAGUAAAACAUUCAUGAUGCCUUCGCUGUCAGGGGUUGGAUGGACUGUUUUCUGUCUCCUUCUUUUCUGGAAGAGAACGGCAGCUCCAAGUAUGGAGAUGCGAUGCUCUGUGGCUGGUCCAGCGGGGUCGUUACACCCUGUUCAGGGUCUGCUGGAGAGGUUUGAGGCUGGUCCGGGUUGUGCUGCUAGAGAACAUGGAAACAAGGAAACUCAUGUCAUUGCAGUGGGGAGAGUUACAAACAGCCCCGAAAACAAGGUGACAGUGUUGCUGAAGCCUUUGUCUCUGUCCCCUUCACCUCUAAGAGCCCUUCACCUGCUGCUUAGCUCCAAGCUCCCUGUCACCUGGUGGCUGGAGGGUGAGAGACUGCCCCCUAACCUCCCAGUGCUGGUGCAGGUAUCCUCAAACUCUAGCGUACAGUCCAGCACCCUGCGUUUCCAUGUCCAAACUGUUCAUUCGCUACCUUUUCAUUCACGUGCGCUGCACCGCUGGGCUCUGAGACAUCAUGGCAACCUGUCCUCUCUGACACACACAACACACGGAAAUCGAGUGUAUGUCGCAUUGGGAGAGGAUGCAACCCUGCCUGCUGUGUGCCAGCUGCAGUCCAUGUUCCUCUCUCACAACUACAUAACCUCCGACCUGCAGCCACAGAAAGUGCUGGGCUGCGCUGACGAGCCAGCAGGUAGGAUCAGCCCCGAAGUCCACGUGAUCAGGCUCCAUUCAGCAGGCUCAGGUCUCUGCGGCUCUCUCCAGGUGGAGGUGAUUGUCUCUCUUGUGCCCCUGGUGGCCAACUCAAAGACUCAGAAGGUUGUACUGAUUCUCAGUAGCUCUGUGCCAGUCAACUGGGCCAUUGUUGCUCAUGGUGUCCGGGGUCAUGUCUCUGUUCAUUCCUCCAACAGUGUAUCCCCACCUUACCCUCCUGAGCCUGACCUAACCGUGUCCAGUACUCUUAACUCUGACUUGUCCACCAUAUCUGACCUUCUUGUGUGGGCCAGUGAGAGCGGCUACACCAAGGUGACCUCAUACACUGAGGCUGACCUGGCCAAUCGCUUUGUGAUCCGGCUGGCUGGGGGCGGGACAGACGUGGUUGCAGUGAUGAAUCCUCUGGUUGUGAGGCCUUCCUGGGCUGAGGAGCGCAGGAUGAGGCAGUGGCUGAAUGGUGGAGGCAAAGCAGGAGGAGGCCAAGAGAGCUUCACAGUGCAGUGUGAUGACGGCCGUCUCAGCGUGACUGUGGACCAACACAUGCUCCAGAGCUUGUCUGUCCCAGUGGCUGCCGUGACUCUACGAGACUCGAAGUGCCAGGCUCAGUCCAACGGGAGCCAUUUCCUGUUGGUGUUCCCAGUCAUUUCCUGUGGGACUGAGGGUCUGCUCCUGGGACAGCCCAGAGGGGUGCAGUACAAAAAUAUGGUGUUAUUGUGGAGAGACAAGCCUCAGACCAUUCUGGCACUCAAUGAGACAGAAAACAAGUCCAAAAUUCCCCUCGGCAUACAUUUCAGCUGUCUGUCUGCAGUCCCCACCCUCCCUGGUCCUCAGGCAGGGCUGGUCCCCUGGGCACCCAAGGGUCCAGGGCCUGAUCCAGGGCUGAGCCACCUACCGACACCCAGACAAAGAUCUGGGCCUGUUCUUGUUUUAAAGCUUUUUGUCACUGAGAGCUAUAGGCUGGACAGGAUUGGCCCCUGUGUCAUCACUGCACACAACCGUGUCUAUGUUGAGAUUUCAGGCGAAGGGCCCUUCACAGAUGUUGUGGAGGUACAGUCAUGUGUGGUUUCUCCUCUGUCAGACCCCAAAAAGUCCUGGACUGGACGUUUCUGGACAGUCAUAAGCGAUGGCUGUUCCACAGACCCCUCACUGACCCUUAGUGCAAAGGCAAAAGUUCAAGAGGAAGAAGAUGAUGGUGAACUGGAAGAGGAAAAGGAAGCGACAGAUGGACUGGAAAAAGGCAUAACGUAUGACAGAGAUGGAGAUGUCUCAGUCCCACACAAAGUUGAAAGAAGAGCAGGAGAAGCAAAAGCAAGGAUAGAAAUGAGUAACACAAGUAUGGGAGCAAAGGAGAUACAGCCCUUAAGAUUUAGCUUCAUCCUACGGCCAGUUAAUAAUAACUCCAUUCAGUUCCUCCACUGCAGCCUUCGCCUGUGUGUCUCUGACUCAACAAGAGGGGAGCCCAUUAAGGAAACAGCAAAAAGUGACUGUCAGGGUGGGCUACGUAUCCCUCCACUCAUAUCUAGAUCAUCCAGAAAUCAGUGUGAGAUCAGAAACCUCUCCAGGCCCAUGGUGAUCACACAGCAUAUUAGCUCAUUGGCACCCAAACCGCUGGGGCCCCCUGCUGGCCAAAGGAGUAUCUCCCAAUUGCCCAGUCCAGAUCCAGAACAAGGCAGCUCUGUGGUGCAGACAGGACCAGUGAUGGGAAUUGUCUUUGUUGCCUUUGUGAUGGGUGUCGGUCUGAUGGGGGGGCUAUGGUGCAUCUAUAAUUAUACAGCGGUGCGGCCAGCAUCACUUGGAGGAGAAGGUCAUUUAACAGACCAGACAAAUGGAGUUCACAACAUCUUGAGUCCACCUUCACCAUCUGAUCACUACUCUAGCUCCGUGUUGAGGAUUUCCUCCGGCAAAUCAGAGAAAGAAGAACUGGAACAGAGGUUGUAACAACAUGUGUGUGUGUGUGUUUGUUUGUGUGUUAGCACAGCUGCCUAUUCGUGUGCAGAGCCAUGUUUGUGCAAUUCUCCUCCAGUUUCGUUCAUUACUGUGCCGCAGAAAUGCAAGAGGACUGAAACCAUUUGAACACAGUACUGCUCAUCCCAGCGUUACAAAAAGUCAGAUGUUUGAUUCAAAGUGAAACAUUGUUUGUUUGUUUGAUGCUGCAAGCCAUUCUAUAUCAAGUAAUUUCAAAACUGGCAGCCAAGUCACAUGACAGAGGCCUUUAUAUGGAUUCAACAGGAUCCAGACUUGGUUGGCGUGACUCAAACAGAAACCACAUCAUCAUUGCCUUUAGAGACAAAACAAAAGGCCAGAGAUGAAUUGAGAGGUUAUGCUCGACGAGUCAGUGUUUUACACUAUUUGUCUAACUGUGAAUCAGCUGGAUAACAAAACAGCAUUAAUCUGUAUGUGAAUUUGUUUAUGUGGCAAAUAAGAUGUAUUAAAUGA